AUGCUUAUGAAUGCAGACGAGCGGUGGAAGUUACGGCGCAAGCUCUAUCACCAGCUUAUGAGUCCAUCCAGAUGCGACAACAACCACAGUUCCAUGAUCGAAGCCGAGAUUGUGCAAACACUGAAAGACCUAUUCGUGGAGCCGAGCGCCUUGAUGCAUCACCCGGGGCGUUUAAGCAACAGCAUCAUCAUGUCCUUGGUUUUUGGGAUUCGCACGCCCAGACACGACACAUAUCAUUUUGACGAGCUGCGCCAGAUAAUGACCGAACUAGCCUCCUUGGGCGAUAUCGGAGCAACACCGCCAAUCGACUUGCUCCCGUUCCUGAAAUUCUUCCCGGAGCGGCUUUGGUGUAACUGGAAAACUCGAGCAAAACAAUUGCGAGAAAGGAUGCUUGGUCUCUACCACCCACUGGUUGAGAGAGUCAUAGAACGGCGCAAACAACACGUGGCGCCCCAAUCAAGCUUCUUGGAUGCAGUCCUUGAUCAACAAGAGAAACUGAAUUUAACCAGGAACGAGCUCGAUGUCAUGUGCGGCAAUCUAAUCGAGGGAGGGACUGACACGGUUUCCACAUUUAUUUUGACCUUCUUUCAAGCCAUGGCUAAUCACCCCAGUGUUCAAAAAGAGGCCCAGGAGCAGAUUGACUUAGUCGUGGGUGAUGGACGGAUGCCCAGUUGGAAAGACUACGAUCUCCUUCCUCGCGUCGUCAUGAUCGUAAAAGAAGUGCUUAGGUGGCGGCCACCUACGUCUAAUGGGUUUCCGCACGCGGCAAGCCAAGAUGACACGAUUGAUGGUAUGAUGAUCCCUAAAGGUUCUACAAUAAUCCUUAAUAUCUGGGAUAUCCACCACGACCCCGUUCGCUAUCAACAUCCUGAGAAGUUUACUCCCUCCCGCUUUCAAUGGCAAACCCGUUUAGCGUCCGCGUAUGCAAAUUGUCACGACCACAGAGACAGAGACCACUUUGCUUAUGGGGCUGGACGCCGCUUAUGUCCUGGAAUCCACCUGGCCGAGCGCAUUCUGUUUUUAUUCGUCGUAAAAGUACUUUGGGCGUACACUAUACAUAUGGACUUAGAUACAGAGGGUAAUCCUAUACCAAUAGAUGUCGACCCACGAACCGGAUAUCACCAGGGGGCGAUUAAUGAGUGUCUGCCUUUCAAGGUAAGGUUUGAAUUCAGAUCGUCAGAUCGUCAUAAAAUGGUGUUCGCGGAAGCAGAGAAAGUUAAAACAAAGACUUCUCAGAUAUAAAUCAACUAGUGCCUUUGAUAGUCAAUGAAGCAAGGUUUAAACCCAAAGGGAUAUAUAUUAGAUGCAAAGCUAAGCUGUUCGAAGACGCUUUUGGGUUCCUAGGUAGCUAUUUAGGCAAGCAUCUAUGAAAAGGAAGUCACUUCUAUCCUUAGAUUGAAGGAUGUAAGUGUCAG
Messenger RNA from Daldinia caldariorum, 1415 nucleotides. Its product is annotated as cytochrome P450. The transcript has 3 exons. Lineage: Eukaryota; Fungi; Ascomycota; Sordariomycetes; Xylariales; Hypoxylaceae. Gene Ontology annotation, molecular function: heme binding; monooxygenase activity; iron ion binding. The record is from RefSeq and is a predicted model, not a curated record. The coding region runs from base 1 to 1242 and encodes 413 amino acids.